Messenger RNA from Acaulospora morrowiae, 125 nucleotides. NCBI's taxonomy places the organism in Eukaryota, Fungi, Glomeromycota, Glomeromycetes, Diversisporales, Acaulosporaceae. The record is from the annotation of a GenBank genome assembly.
UAUUGUCGGAUGGUGGAGUAUUGUCGGAUGGUGGAGUAUUGUCGGAUGGUGGAAUAUUGUCGGAUGGUGUAGUUUUGUCGGAUGGUGGAGUAUUAUCGGAUGGUGGAGUAUUGUCGGAUGGUGGA